Messenger RNA from Vicugna pacos (alpaca), 1918 nucleotides. The record is from RefSeq and is a predicted model, not a curated record. NCBI's taxonomy places the organism in Eukaryota, Metazoa, Chordata, Mammalia, Artiodactyla, Camelidae.
GGCGGGGCUCCCCCACCACCUCGCUGCCGGCGCCCCUCCCCAGACGGCCCUGCGCACAGCCAUGUGUCCAGCCUGGGUGCUGCUGACCGUCUGCAGCCUGGUCCUGGGCGCCACGGGGGGUCCUUCUCAAGCUGUUUCCAGGAAGCUGAAGCUGAAAACCACACUGGACUUCCUGUCAACGGCAGACCUGAGCCAGCGCCCGCCCAGCACAGCCCAGCGGAUGGGGAUGUCACUCGAGGGCCGGACGGCUGCGGUGGAGUCUCAGAGAUGCUGCCCAGGGCCUCGUGGGGCCAGCGCUCUGGGACAGCACAGCCAGCAACAGCGGCACCUGCUGGGGCGCUCUCGCAGGGGACGGGCCUGCCCAGCUGCCCCGACCCUGGGACCCAGCUGGGCCACCCAAAAGGAGGUGCCCCGCACAGGCAGGCAGCACCAGCCCCCUUUGGAAGAGGCUGACCCGGGGCCCCCAGGGUCUCAGGUCCAUGCAGAUCCAACCCAGACACAGACCCGGCCACACUCCCUCUGCCCACUCCCAGCGCCCCUCCGCCGCUCCACCACACGGAGAGGAGACCCUCAGGUGGGCUGCACGUGGCGCGCUGGGCGGGGGUUCUGUGUGCCGCCCUCGCGUCAGACAUCCAUUUCUGAGAAGGGCUUCGUGGGUGGACACGGCCUCCUCCAGGACCCUCGCUCAGAUGAGCUGAUGGGCUCAGACACCCUGGCAAGACCUUCCGCUGGGCUGGGCUGGGGUGUUGCCGCACUCCCCCCACCGUGACCCGUGAGCCAGGCGGCCACCGGGGACACGUGCCAGCUGCCUGACCAACCCCAGCUGGAGCCCGCGGACUGUCCGUGUCACCAACCCUGCGCCCAGCCCACUGACCCUCAUCCCCACCCCAAGCUCAAGGUUCAGGCCCUCCUCUCCACCCAUCAGCCCCACACUGGGCUCCUUGUCCCCCACGGGACGCCCCAGAUCAGCCCGAGAAAGCCUUCUACUCAAGCCGCUUCACCCUGUUGAACACACGCGCUGUUAUCCGCCCAAAAGUUGAGAUCUCCUCACAGCCAGGGACCCCAUGUCUCCCCGGACGGCAGCGGUCCACCCCAGAGCCUCAGCCCCGCCCACUCCUCCCCACGUGCUGCUCCACUCGGUCAGCGACAGAAAACAGCUGAGCUGGCCGCCUGCCGGGGACAAGCCAGCCCCGGUCACCUCUGCAAGAGAGCAUCUCAGUAAAACCUGGGAAGUCUCAGUAAAGAGGAGGCGUCUGCAAGCCAAAAACUCUCUUCCCUUCCUCCCGCCCCCAUAAUUUUAGAUCUCUCCUCAAACUUUAUUAUGUUAAUACACGAGGGGUCCACGACUGCUGCAGGAAAACUGAGAAUCAGAAGCCUGAGGUCAAGUCACCCGAGGGCCCAGAAGAAAAGUCCCCGCCCACUUGUGGCCCACACGCCUGGGGGCACUGCCCCGCGGCCACCUGCUGGGGACGAGCUGAGGGGCCAGAGCCAAAGGGCGGCCUCGAAGGCUGGGUGGAGGGGCCCUCUGAAGACCGAGGCCCCCCCCAACGAGGCUCAUCCUGGUCCCGGCGGCGUGUCCAGGUUUCUCGAACCGCGGGAAGUAACCGGGUCCUGAGAGGGGCCGUGUGGGCGCACACUGCGCCGCCCACCACACCGGCCCUCGGUUCUGAGCGCGGAGCCAACACGGGGGCGCACGGCGGAUGCCCUGGGGUGCGGGGCGGACGGGCGGGGGCCACGCUCCUAGCAACGCUUUCAUCUGCCUGCUUCUCUUCCAGACUCGUGUUCUCAGGUCCUUCACUCAGGCGUGAAGCCAGGGUUCCCCAAGACCAUCAAGACCGACAACCCAGACGUCCUCAGGGCGGCCAGACACAGCGCCGAGAGGUUCAACAACUGCUCCAACGACGUCUUCCUGUUCAAG